AUGGUUCUGGUAGCCUCCAACAAUGACACCCACCCCUCCCCCCACAACAGUGUGGCUGACGGCAUGCCCCUGCUUUCCCAGUCCUCUGGCAACACGUGUCGACAGUUAUGCCCCCCCGAGAAAUUCGACUGUGGGGGCUCUUCGGGCAAAUGCAUCUCGCUGUCCUGGCGAUGCGACGGCGAGCGGGAUUGCGAGAACGGCGCCGACGAGCUGGCCUGCGUGGCAGAUGGCAAAGCCUGCCCCGCCGACGAGUACCAGUGCCGUAACCGCAAAUGCAUUGCACCUGAGUUCCUGUGCAAUGGCGCUGACGACUGCGGUGACGGCAGCGACGAGGAGAAGUGCUCGGCGUCCACCUGUGGGCCGCACGAGUUCCGCUGCAACAGCUCAGAGUGCGUGCCGCGCCCGUGGAGCUGUGAUGGCGAUGCCGACUGCACUGACGGCUCGGACGAGACCGUGGAACGCUGCGGCCGGCGCACCGAGCCCCAAAAACCACGCUGCCCCAACGGGGAGUUCCAGUGCGGCAGCGGCGAGUGCGUCCAUCUCAGUUGGAAAUGCGACGGAGAUGCCGACUGCAAGGACAAAUCCGACGAGGCCAACUGCGCCGUGCCCACGUGCCGCCCGGACGAGUUCCAGUGCGGCGACGGAUCCUGCGUCCACGGCACCAAGCAGUGCGACCGGGUGCACGACUGCUCCGACUACAGCGACGAGGUCGGAUGUGUCAAUGCGACCAAGUGUGAAGGACCUCUGAAGUUCAUGUGUAGGAACGGCGAGUGUGUCGACAGCGGCAGGGUGUGCGACUCCCACAGGGACUGCAAGGACUGGUCGGACGAGCCUCUGGAGUGCGGCAAGAACGAGUGUGCAGACCAUAACGGUGGAUGCUCCCACGUGUGCCGUGACCGACGGAUCGGGUACGAGUGCGAAUGUCCCCCCGGAUACCAGCUGCUGGACAAGAGGAUGUGUGGUGACAUAGACGAAUGUGAGAAUCCGGAGAUCUGCAGCCAAGUGUGCGUGAACUACAAAGGCGACUACAAGUGCGAAUGCUACGAGGGCUACGAGAUGGACCCCGGAACCAGGAUGUGCAAAGCCGUGGGGAAAAGCCCCUAUCUGAUCUUUACCAAUCGCCACGAGAUUCGACGCAUUGACCUCAUUAAGCGGGAUUACACCCAGGUGGUCCCCACCCUGAAGAAUGCGGUGGCACUAGAUGUGGAUGUCGCCACCAACAAGAUGUAUUGGUGUGAUUUGUUUCACCGCAAAAUCUACAGUGCUUACAUCAACAAGGCCAGCGACUCCUCCCAGCAGAUAACCCUGAUUGACUCCGCCCUGCACUCCCCGGAAGGGCUGGCCAUUGACUGGAUCCACAAGAACCUCUACUGGACUGACUCGGGGGACAAGACUAUCUCCGUAGCCACGGGGGACGGCAAGAAGAGGAGGGUGCUGAUCCACACGGAGCUGAGUGAGCCAAGGGCCAUCGCCGUGGAUCCCAAGCAAGGGUUCAUGUACUGGUCAGACUGGGGAGCCCAGGCCAAGAUCGAGAAGGCGGGAAUGAACGGAGUGGACCGGCAGGUGCUGGUUUCUGAUAGCAUCGAGUGGCCCAAUGGGAUCACGCUGGACCUGGCCAGCAGGAGGCUCUACUGGGUCGACUCGAAGCUGCACCUCAUCUCCAGCGUCGACCUGAACGGAGGCAGCCGGAAGGUGCUGCUCUCCUCCUCCGACCACUUGGGCCACCCCUUCGCCCUGACGGUGUUUGAGGACCGGAUCUAUUGGACCGACCUGGACAACGAGGCCAUCUACAGCGCCAACCGGUUGACGGGCCGCGACGUGGCCACACUGGCGGAGCACCUGAACAGCCCCCUGGACGUGGUGGUGUUCCACGAGCUGCGGCAGCCCAGCGCUCCUGACAGCUGUAACUUGGGCUCUCUGCCCAACGGUGGCUGUGAGUACCUCUGCCUGAAAGCCCCCCAGAUCACAGAGCACUCCCCCAGGUACACCUGCGCCUGCCCGGAUGGCAUGGAGCUGGGGCCGGACAUGCGGCGCUGCGUGGCAGCCGCUCCGCCUGUCAGGCAUAAAACAACAGCUGCGCCCACAACGACCACAACUACAACGACCACGACCACCACCUCCAGACCGACGACGACCACCACCACCAGACCGACGACCACCACCACCACCACCCCUGGCGGGGAGCACUACCUUUUUGGCAGCAUCACCGCGGUCUCCGUCCUCAGCAUCGUGGCCCCUAUCGGCUUCUGCUCUGUUUGA
Molecule: messenger RNA, 2259 nt
Organism: Paramormyrops kingsleyae
Lineage: Eukaryota; Metazoa; Chordata; Actinopteri; Osteoglossiformes; Mormyridae
Source: RefSeq, a predicted model, not a curated record